AUGGAGCUCUCUCUGAUUGAGGAACAGCGCAUCAACAUCAAGUUUCUUGCAAAGUUAGGCAAGAAUGGCCGUGAGAUUUUUGAGUGUUUGAAACAAGCUUACGGAGACAAUUCUCUGAAGGAACCUACCGUCAACAAGUGGUUAAAAAGGUUCCGAGAAGGCCGAGAAGACCCGAAAGAUGACAUUCGCUCAGGACGCCCCUCCACAUCGAGUUCUGACGGAAAUGUUGAACGAAUUCGGGUUUGUGUUCUUAAAGACCGUGGAUUGACAAUUAGAAUGAUAGCUGAGGAUCUGUCAAUCCCCAAAACAACCGUCCACGAAAUUGUGACUGAAAAACUUAAAAUGAAAAAAUUGUGUGCGAAAAUCGUUCAGAAGCUCUUGACUCCAGAACAGAAAGCAAGGAGGGUUGCUUGGUGUGAGGAUUGGUUGGAAGCAGAGGAAAUGCAGGACUUUCUCAACGGGGUCAUCACUGGAGACGAGUCUUGGUUCUACGAAUUUGAUGUGGAGCUGAAAUCUCAAAGCAAGGAGUGGAAGCAAGCAGGGCAACCAAGAACAAAAAAGUCGCGAAAAUCAAGGUCCAAUGUGAAAACAAUGUUGAUUGUUUUCUUUGAUUCUAGGGGCAUUGUUCAUCAGGAAUUUGUCCCUCCUGGCUAG
Molecule: messenger RNA, 654 nt
Organism: Anoplophora glabripennis (Asian longhorned beetle)
Lineage: Eukaryota; Metazoa; Arthropoda; Insecta; Coleoptera; Cerambycidae
Exons: 1
Coding region: 1-654 (217 amino acids)
Molecular function (GO): nucleic acid binding
Source: RefSeq, a predicted model, not a curated record